Messenger RNA from Protopterus annectens (West African lungfish), 3768 nucleotides. It is a transcript of the gene SPAG7, whose product is annotated as sperm associated antigen 7. The record is from RefSeq and is a predicted model, not a curated record. The transcript has 7 exons. Bases 29 to 739 code for a protein of 236 amino acids. Gene Ontology annotation, molecular function: nucleic acid binding. Lineage: Eukaryota; Metazoa; Chordata; Ceratodontiformes; Protopteridae.
GCUUCCGCAGGAGGUCAGUCUGUCCAAGAUGGCCGACCUUCUCGGUUCAAUUCUGAGCUCCAUGGAAAAGCCUCCUAGCACCGGCGACCCGGAAAGUCGGCGCAGGGCUCGCGAACAUGCAGCAAGAAUGAAGAAAAUGCAGGAGGAGGAGAAAAGGAAAAAAGUGGAGUUUAGAAAAAAGAUGGAAGCAGAAAUCUCAGCAUUCAUCCAAGACACAACAGAAAAGAAGAAGAAGUUUGAGCCAAUGAACAAGCUUGAAAGAAGUAUAUUGCAUGAUGUUGUUGAGAUAGCUGGGUUGACAUCCUUCUCUUUUGGUGAAGAUGAGGAGAACAGAUAUGUCAUGAUUUUUAAAAAGGAGUUUGCACCCUCUGAUGAAGAACUGGAAGCAUACCGGAAAGGCGAGGAGUGGGAUCCACAGAAGGCUCAAGAAAGAAAGAGACUGAAGGAACUUGAGCAGAAGGAGGCAGAAGCAGCAGCACUGAAAGGUCCAGUAAAGGUCUGCCCAACCAGCAACUAUAAGGACAAGUAUAGCCACCUCAUUGGCACUGUGGCUGCAAAGGAUGCUGCGCAUACACUGGAAGCAAACCGUGCUUAUGGAUGUGUUCCUGUGGCCAACAAGAGGGACACUAGAUCAAUUGAAGAAGCCAUGAAUGAAAUCAGAGCAAAGAAAAGGCUGAAACACACAGAGGAAGAGGAGGAUGAGGAAGAAGGUGGAGGACCUGCUUUUGGUGCCUUCUAGAAAACAAUCUGCCAUAAUUUAGUGGAACUCUAACUUGCAGGGGGAGAGAGAUCUCCAAAUCGGCGCUCUCCACUAUUGCAUAUACAUACAUAUGGGAGUAGGUCAAGAAAUGUCUCCCCAGAAAGAUUCAUGUAUAUCGUUUUCAGAACCUAAAAUAUUGUGACAUUUCUGUGUGGAGAAAUAAGUAACCCUCUUGCCUCUGGAAUGUUUUAUUUAUCCUUCCAGGUUGCUUAUCCCAGAAAAGUGUAGAGUGCGGACAAAUUGUCAUUUUAAAUAGUUUUACUUAGAAAGAAACAUGUAUAUUUUGAAGGAUGAUUUUAUCUUUUUAAGGUAUAUCCUCAUUUUGUGGGAGAUGGAGUAGAGGUGGACAUUUUUAUUACUCUGUUUUUGGCAGAUGGCAUCCUGUCUCAUUAGUCUACUGGCUGCAUAUGUAGUUUCCACACAUGACACUGCAUUUCCUUUCACUGUUCCCUGUACUUUCCUUACCCUUAUUGCUGAGGGCCUUUGUGAGGUACCCUUCAGAGGGUCAAAGAUUUCCACUCUUUUGUGAAGGAAGCUAGAAACUUCUGUUAUGACUUGAUGUCUUUUAGUGGCUUUGAAUUUCAGGGGGUCAGUGCUGCUGUACUGAGGAAGCCAGAGAGGACAUCUAUUGUUUCCUUUUCUUUAGCAAAGAAUAUUAUGAAAAGGUUGUGGUCCAUCUCUUCUUCUUAAGUUUCCUCCCACUUUAUCAAGACAAGCAUUAAGUAAAUUGGCACUACAUGUACUUGCCAACCAUAGGUGAGUGCUUAUGUGCAUGCAUGCGUGCUGGGAUAAACUGACAUCCCAUACAGAAUUAGUGUCUUUUCCUUUGUACCAAGUGAGUGUAGAGAUAGCCUUUGGCUCUCUAUUGACCCUGAAUUUGGUAAAGCAGAUAUCAAAGAAUGAAUCAUUUUAGAACUUGAAUAACCAUGCAGUUCAUCCUAUGAAUCCAGUUAGAAUAUCUAGGAAAAUUGUCAACACUCAAGUUUGAACAUGUACUGUAACUUUCCCUGCUGUCUAGUGAUGUGUUCACCUUCUGAAUGUAAUCCUUCAUUUACAGGAUUGAGAACAGAUAUUGAUUUUUGUUGAUUACUAGCAUCUUCAGAUUUCCAUGCCAGUGUCUCCAUUUUUAUUUGGAAAGGAAAUUGUAACCGCCAUCAUGUGGCUUAAACUGAGGAAAGGCACAUUUUUUGUUUUUUUCUGCUCAAGAGAGUUUUACUGUGAUGUUCCUUUACAGCAGAACAUUAUUUUAACACCAGAAUUAGUAUACUGUGAGAAUGCGCACAUUGUAUGUCUCUGUUUUUACUUAAAGAAUCUUUAAGCUGCUACUUUACUUUUUGGAAGGUUGCUGAGAAUUUGCACUUGAUGAAUAUGUGUGCUGUUGCUUAGAUUUAGUAACAGUGGCUCCUGAACAUUGGGAAGUAGUUUUGUUGAAUCUGUCCUGUAUAGCUAGGAAUUGCUCACCUUUGUUUAAUACAGCGCUCACGUAAUGAGGAUGACGUGGGCUAGAGUACAUUUCCCCACCUUCCCCCGUCAUGGAGCUGUAAGUUCUAGAUUUAGAGGUUUUUACCACUCUAGCCUCUACUUCAUUUGAAACUGUGUUUUUUAUUGCUUAGGAUGGAGAGACAAAAAAAUGCAUGUGCAUGUCCUGGAAAAACUUUUCUAUGCAGAAAUUCCAUUUAUGAAGAAAAUACGCAUUUGCACAUCGCACGCAAAUACAAGAUGGACUUUUUUUAGUUUAUUUCAUCUGAACUGAAAAUUUGCAGUAGUUCACAAGGACCACAAUAGUCAGAGAAGCAUGAAAAUCAGGUUAAUGGGUUCUAGCAGAAACUCGCAGCCAGUAAAAUAAAAGCAGCUGAACUCAACUUUGACUUACUGAAUUUGCCCACGUGUUGUGUUGUUUUCAAAAAAUGUUGGAAAUUGUAUGCAUGUUGAUUUCAUUGCACAGACUUAGUUGGUUAUGUUGGAAUUCUACUGGCAAUUACACAUGUUGUAGUAUUUUGUAGGGGAGGGUACAAAAUGAGUAAGUUUUCAUUCUGUAUAGCCAGCUUUUAAGACAUACUGCAACAAAAGUGAUCUUCAGUGUUGAACUUGGCAUCAUGUGGUCUAAGAAAAAUAACCAGUUUUUUACUUAGGUAUUUUAAUGUCCCUGUGGACAUUCAAGAUUGUUUGAAUCUGUGUGAUGAUGUGAGACUUAUGACAAUGCUAAGGCUUUUGUCGUGUACUUGAUCUUUAAAGAUGGAAUAUGUGCUUGCCUCCUCAUUCAGGGGAACAAAUGGAAGAUGAGCUGUUAAUGAGAAUGGAAUGUUUGAUUGCUAUCCAGGGUGGUAAUUGAGCUGCCCAAUUUCCUCUGACACUAAUUUAUUCCCACGUGUGCUAUUGGCUAUCAGCUGUGCAAGCUAAAAGUUGGAACUGUCAGAAAAAGUACUAAAAAUCAGUAAAUACUUUAAGCCUUGAAAUGAGGAAGUAUGUCCACGAUUCUGGUUAUAGUCUUUUAAAACAAAAGACUUGUUUAUGUAAUACACAGUUAUAAUGGCAAGGAAAUGGUGUGCAGCUUUUUGAAUGCAUAACUUUACAUUUAUUUUGAGUUUUCCUUUCAGAUACUUGUGCUUUGGGUUAAGCUUUAAAAUGGUUCAUUGAGAUCAGUACUUUACAGAAUGAACUGGUUAUCCCAAAAAUGCAUGUCCAAGUUGGCUUUACAGAAUCAUGAGCAAGUUUUAUAUGUGACAAAAGUUAAUAGUAACACAACCCUUCUGUUUAAAAAUGAAAUUGUAAACUGCUUUUUUAUUAGGUAGAAUAAGAAAUCUGUUGGUACCAAAGUUAGGUGAAGGUGUUAAUCCUCAUAAUUCACACACUGGUAAAUCUUUGCUUGUUAUGUAGAUCAAAAUGACAUCUCCCCUUUGCCUGGUAUGUUUGAGUGUAAAUAAAACUGAUUACCUUAACCUAUCCAGAUAAGUUAACAACUGAAGAACAUUUAUCGUUUUAAUAAAUCUCUUCUGUAACUUUUCUAA